AGGGCGGUGUCGCGGACGCGCCUCCAGCCAGCCCCUCAGCCGCUGGCGGUGACGCGCAGCGCGCUCUCUUCCCAGAGCCCCACUCGUGCUCAGCCACUACUGUAAUCAUAUGAUAGCAGCCCGUCCACCUCCCCACCGGACCAACUUCUUCCUUCUCCGCUUGUAGGAGACAACAGCGAACAGAGCUGCAACGACUAAGAUAUAAGCGCUAAAAAGGAACUUUUUGCCCAAGUUUAGUAGUAGAGUGGACGAGGAGGGGCUCGCAUCAUUCCGAACUGGGCUAGAUUACAAGCCGCUUGAGAGACGCGCUCGGCGGAAGACUUUUUCCAAAAAGUUUUUUUUUAUAUUUAUUUAUUUAAAUUCCAUCAGGUCGCUUAGUGUGCUUGCGUGUGCGUGCGUGUGUGCGUCUGUGUGCGUGUGUGUGUGUGUGUGUGUGUGUGGACACUCCACAGCCAUGGUCGGGGAGACGGAGGUGAAGGAGAGACCCAAGUCCAACCCGGACUACUUAAUGCAGCUGAUGAACGACCGGAAGGUGAUGAGUUCACUGCCCAACUUCAGCGGCAUCUUCACGCAUCUGGAGCGGCUGCUGGAUGAAGAGAUCGGGCGGGUACGCAAGGACAUGUACAACGACACGGUGAACGGCGGCAUGUUUAAUGGGCGAGACAUGGAGGAGCUGCCUGAGGCCGUCGGUCCCGUGGCCCAGCUGCAGGAGAAGCUCUACGUGCCCGUCAAAGAGUACCCUGAUUUUAACUUUGUCGGGAGGAUCCUGGGCCCGCGAGGACUGACGGCCAAACAACUGGAGGCAGAGACAGGCUGCAAGAUCAUGGUGCGAGGGAAAGGAUCCAUGCGGGACAAGAAGAAGGAAGAGAUGAACCGAGGCAAGCCCAACUGGGAGCACCUGAGCGAGGACCUCCACGUCCUGAUAACUGUGGAGGACACGCACAACCGGGCCAAGAUCAAGCUGCAGCGGGCCAUCACCGAGGUCAAGAAACUCCUCGUCCCCGCCGCUGAAGGCGAGGACAACUUGAAGAAAAUGCAGUUGAUGGAGUUGGCCAUCCUCAAUGGAACCUACAGAGACGCCAAUGUCAAGACACCCACCGCUGGCUUCCCACUGGCCACCCCACAGGCCCCUCGCAUCAUCACCGGUCCGACGCCGGUACUGCCGCCCACCUUGCGCAACCCAGCCCCUGUGACCACGCCCACUAUCAUGCCCCUAAUUCGCCAGAUCCAGAGCUCUGCCCUGGUGCCGGGCGCCAACCCGCACCCGGCUCUGGUGCAGCAAGGACCCGAGUCGGGGAUCAUCUACACGCCCUACGAAUAUCCCUACACACUCACGCCCUCCAUUUUGGAAUACCCCAUCGACUCGACUGGAGUAUUAGUCCCUUCGUCCUGUGUUUUCGCAGCAGGUGCCAUGACCACUAAGGUACGCCGCCACGACAAGAGAAUCCAUCCUUACCAAAGGGUAGUGACCACAGACAGAGCUGCCACGGCAACUAACCCAUGACCCCCUGACCUUCUGACCUUUCCACCCACUGAUGACCCCACCCAUCUCCGCCCUGCUGGCACGCUCACCGGCCAAGCGCCCCCUCCCUCCUUACCUGCCGGCUCAGCCAACCAGAGGCCGGCGCUGGGAGCGACGCAACUGCUUCUGUCUAACCAGCGGACGGCAGCUACGGCGGCCAUAACCCGGCGGGGACCGCGCCCAUGGACGAGCCCCCACCUUUAGCCAACGUGCCUUCCUCUCACAUUGUACUGGCAGCGGGGGGCGCUGUCCCUCCUGAGUCCAUCGGCAAUAAUUGCUACUAAAGACCACUCAUCCUGCACACAAUCUCAGCAUAUCACAGAUCAUAGCAACCUUCUCCCAUGCCGCUACAUCCAGGGUGUCCAAAGCAUUUCCAAUGGCCGUUUGGAGCAUAUUUGUAAAAGGACCUUCAUUAAUAUGAUACAUGAUGGCAGUGCUGUCACGUGAUUUGGAAUCAAAUGAAGGUUUUCUGUUGAGUAAUUUUCCUGAAAUAUUCAUUUGAAAUGUACAUAUAAAUAUAUACACGUGCAUCUACAUGUGCCAUGAGCAAACAUUUGGGGGUUUUGGGUCAUUUUGUAAUGGUUUAAGUGCAUCAAGAUUUCAUCAGAUUAAUCAUGGUGAAGGAUUAAUUGGCAUGACUUUAGAGAUGUUCAUCUUCAUGAGCUGUUCAUCUUCAUUCAUUCAAAACUAAGAUGAGCUGGCUUCCUUCAGGUUCUCCACAAAUGUUUGGACACCCUCGAUGAAAACGUAUUGGAAUGGAUGCAAACAGAGAGAGGAGUACGAAGAUUUACGGGUGGUCCUCGGUACACGUUCCAAGGUUCUCAACACGGUCUGAGAGUUCAUUUUGGUCCCAGCGGCUGGAGAAACUAGUUCCAGUGGAAGAAUACGCAACAUGCAGUUCAAGCACAGCUACACUCUCAACCAAAACAACACCAGCAACCUGAAGUGUACUCUGCGUCUUUGAGCUUGUUAAAGGAUCUGCUGCUAUGAAAGUGACAGUAAUAACUAAGCGGUGUAGUAGAAAUGCGUCUGUAUUGAUGUCCUUCAUACGCUCUGUUCAGUGUGAGAUGUGAGGCUGAUUUAGGUUGCGACUGGCCGUGGUAGGACGGGGCGUUCCCGAGGACCACCUGUAGAAGGACUUUGUUGUGUCCUUCAAGGCCCGGGAACCAUCCUCCUUUUCCUUAGGAAGAGUGCCUUACUUGUGCUAGCUUAGAGUGUCGAGUCAAACGCCAAAGCACAUCGUCUCUCAGUGGGAAAAAUGUGAAAUCCAAAAAAGGGUUUAAAUGCCAGCGCCUGUUAGACGUGAAAAAGUGCCUUUUUUCCCUGUGUGCUGACUUCUUCAACCCAGUGGACUGUAAGUGCCAACAGUAUGAAUAAAGCAGGCCACACUGAUCCAUAACGCCUUUUAUCCAUGUGUGAGGGUGGAACACUGUUCUAUUGUGUGUGUGUGUGUGUGUGUUUGUUGUGACUUGCAUUGUGUACCCCACGUGCAACAGCAGCCUGCCAGAGGCCUUGCCAAAACAAAACAUCUGUAACACCUGUAACCACUUUCUCAUGUAUUUUUAUAUUCUAUUUUCUACAUGACAAUAACAGGAAAUGAUUUUUCACAGACGAUGCCUUACUAUGGGAUGUAUGUAUACUUGUACACUAUAUACAUGAACAUCACACUGGAGAUGUUUUCUGUGUGAACUGGAGCCUCCGGAGAUGAGCGCCACUUGCCUCCUUUUGCCUUUUUUUUGUACACCAGUGUGGCAAUUAACAAUGUAGUUGCACAUUGCGGCAGUGUAGACCGCACUAAACCUCUUGAAUUGUACGCGUCUCUGCUGUGGGUUUUCUUGAACAGUUACACGUCAAAGUCAGUUGGAAUGAUUACCUUUUCACUUGGAAUAACUGUACUGGAAGCGGCACACCAUUAAACUCAAUAAACUAA
Molecule: messenger RNA, 3452 nt
Organism: Doryrhamphus excisus (bluestripe pipefish)
Lineage: Eukaryota; Metazoa; Chordata; Actinopteri; Syngnathiformes; Syngnathidae
Gene: qki2
Product: QKI, KH domain containing, RNA binding 2
Biological process (GO): regulation of mRNA splicing, via spliceosome
Cellular component (GO): nucleus
Molecular function (GO): mRNA binding
Source: RefSeq, a predicted model, not a curated record